UUUCUUCUGAUAAUAUCAUAUCAGUAGAAGGAGGAGAUUGUUAAAGAGAGAGAAUCUGCCUGCCAUGGGGAAGAAGAGGAAGUCGAUAGCCUCCAGCCUCGACGAGGUGGAUCGAAGCAUGUAUACCUCCUUCUGCAGCGCCGCUAAUUCCCUCUCUCAGCUCUACACUCAGGCCAUGAACCACCAAAAACUCUCCUUUCAGGCCGGUGAACGCCACGCCCUUGAUAAAAUUUAUCAGUGGAUCUGUAGACAGCAAGAAGUUACAACAGUCGAUAUAGUCAAUUAUCUUCAGCUUACAAAUAUCUUUCUUAUCUCCAUGCAGAAUGAGUUGGACUGUUGUGGAGAGGAGCCAUCAAUGUCCCCAAGAUUGCCACUCCAACAUCAGCCCACUGUGCAUUUCUCAAGCUCAGGUUUCCCAGUUACUUCUGGGUCAUCUGGUCCAACAAAUACUGCGCAGGGAAUUCGUUCUGAGCAGUGCAAUCAUCAAUCUAAGAAUUCAGUCUUCUCAAAUGCUCUGUCAAGCCCUGUUCGCCAAAGUCUUCAGCACUAUCACAUUUCUCAAGAUGGACAUUACCCAGGCUCAGGUCUGCCAUCUGGAAAUGGAGCCCGAAACAAUGAACCUAGCUUUCUCCACCCAAACCGGGAUGCUAAUCCUCCGAGUUCCAAUGAUACCUCGAUGGACAUGCAUGCAGAUAGUCCUGGUCAUGAUUCUACCUACUGAAAAUGCUCAGCUACUUCAUCCAUGUAUUCUUUCCCAUGGGACGGUCAAAAGUCUUGGAAGAACCAUGGCAACACAAAGCUCCUCUCUGGUGCAAUUCCGUAAGGGAAGACGGCACAACAUCGAAUCGGUAAUGCAAUCAAUUUAAUUUACUUUUGCUGUCUUGUUUGAGAAUAGCUUGGUCUUCAUCUUCUGUAAGCAUCUUUUUUGUAUUGCUUUUCGUUUCAUUUUGUUUUUAACAAAAACCGUUGUGUUUCGAUUAGUCACUGCUUUUAAUGUUGAAAGAUUAUCUCUGUAAAUGUAUUGAUUCUGCUUUACGUUACAAUUGAAGAUUUCAGUCAUUAAUUUAUAAAUUAA
Messenger RNA from Pyrus x bretschneideri (Chinese white pear), 1075 nucleotides. RefSeq lists its product as uncharacterized. The record is from RefSeq and is a predicted model, not a curated record. The transcript has 3 exons. Lineage: Eukaryota; Viridiplantae; Streptophyta; Magnoliopsida; Rosales; Rosaceae. The coding region runs from base 65 to 721 and encodes 218 amino acids.